AUGGCAGCUCCAAGCACAAGUUUGACAAAUCCACAGAUCCCACAGUUUAAUGGGAAAAAUUAUGAUUACUGGGCAAUCACAAUGAAGGCAUUAUUUUGUGCACAAGAUUUAUGGGAGUUUGUUGAAAAUGGCUACCAAGAACCAGUAGAUGCAACAACAUAUAAUGCAUUAACUCAAGCAGAGAAAGACUUAUUGAAGGAAAAUAAAAAGAAAGACUCAAAAGCCCUCUUCCUCAUCUUUCAAGGAGUGAAUGAAAGCAUUUUUCCAAGGAUUCAAGUAGCAACAAAGUCCAAGCAAGCAUGGGACAUUCUUCAAACAGCCUAUCAAGGAAUGGGAAAGGUAAAAAUAACUAAGUUGCAAAUGUUAAGAAGGGAUUUUGAGACCAUCUACAUGAAAGAAUCAGAUACAAUAGAAUCAUUUUUCACUCAAAUCAUUGGAUUGGUAAACCAAAUCAAAACUCAUGGUGAAAACCUUGAAGAAAGAAGAGUGGUUGAAAAUAUUUUGAGAAGUUUGCCUACAAGAUUUGAAUCUAUUGUGGUGGCCAUAGAAGAGACAAAGAAUAUCUCACAAUUUUCAGUGGAUGAGCUUCAUGCUUCACUCAUUUCUCAUGAGCAUAGACUAAGCAGGUCAACAAAUUCAAAUUUGGAGCAUGCAUUCAAGACACAAGUUUCAAUCAGCCAUGGUAGAGGCAGGGGAAGAACAAAUUUCAGAGGUAGAGGAAGAAAUUCAUAUAGAGGUGGAAGAGGCAGCCCAUCAAAUUCAAGUGGAAGAGGUAGCAGCCCAUCAAGCUCAAGUGGAAGAGGCAACUAUCAAACAUCAACUCAAAAUCAACUCCAAAGCUAA
Messenger RNA from Cryptomeria japonica (Japanese cedar), 843 nucleotides. RefSeq lists its product as uncharacterized. NCBI's taxonomy places the organism in Eukaryota, Viridiplantae, Streptophyta, Pinopsida, Cupressales, Cupressaceae. The transcript has a single exon. The record is from RefSeq and is a predicted model, not a curated record. The coding region runs from base 1 to 843 and encodes 280 amino acids.